Budorcas taxicolor (takin) is the source of this 1260-nucleotide messenger RNA. RefSeq names its product lamin tail domain containing 1 (gene LMNTD1). NCBI's taxonomy places the organism in Eukaryota, Metazoa, Chordata, Mammalia, Artiodactyla, Bovidae. Gene Ontology annotation, cellular component: nuclear envelope; cytoplasm. The record is from RefSeq and is a predicted model, not a curated record. The coding region runs from base 19 to 1260 and encodes 413 amino acids. The transcript has 8 exons.
UCAGAAACUAUUCAGGAAAUGUCGGUGGUGCUGCAGAGUGGAGUCCAUGAGACAGAAGAUAAGAUGGAGACUCGAGCACAGACAGAAGACUCACGGGACGACUUCCCAAAGAAACUGCCAUCUUUAGUGCAUUUCUUUCCAUCGUCGACAGAUUCAGAUAGCACGACACUGCCGUGUUCACGGUCUUUCUCUGAUGAAAUCCCUCUCAGUUACUGUCUGUCUAGCCCUCAAGUUAGUGGAGCAACUAUAUCGACAAUUGGACCAAAGCCUCUUCAACCUGCUCUAGGGACCCAUUCCAAAUCAGAAAACAGCUUGGGACUCAACAUCAUCAAAAUUCCAAAGAAACACUCUAUUCCAGUCCUUGCUGGUGAGCCAGCUGUGAUUGGGGAAGGGGAAGAUUAUUUCCUGUCUCUGUUUGGUGAUACAAGGAAACUUGUGCAUUCAUUCCACGAGAAAAGUUGGAAGCACUUCUCUAUGAUUCUUGAAGAAGUGGGCCAAUCUAGAUCCAGUGCUCUUGGAGACAUUAAAAUAGCUGAGGUGAAUGUCAAGGGUUUAUUCGUGAAGCUCAUUAACUCUUCCCCCGACAAAGAGCUGGAAAUUGGAAAUCAUACUCUCCAACAAAAUGUGGAUGGACAAACAAUCUCUCUCUACCGAUUCCUUCCCGGUAUCAUAAUGCAGGCCAAUUCUACAGUAACAGUCUGGACAGCAGCAUCUGAAAUAAAGUAUCAGUCACCAUCUGAUUUUCUUUGGAAGGAACACAACAGGUUUCACACAGGCCCAAACUGUACAACCAUCCUGUGCAAACCUAACGGUGAAGCUGUUGCCUGGUACACUCCCAUUCACUGGAAGCAAGCAUGGGAAAAAUUAGAGACUGACAUCGAAUUUGACAGAUGUUCAAUAAUAAGUGCAACACCUCAACGGCACAUGUUUAAUUGGCCAGCAGUUGCAACUACAACUAAAGAAAAACGAGAUCAGUUUAAGAGAGAGUCCUCAAAAUGCCAGGUGGAACAAGUUCAAGCUUCUCUUAAGAGAGAAAAAGAAAUCCCACCAACCCUUUUCCCCACUCGCAGCCCAUGGUGCCACAGUCCUGAUGUCCCUGCACACCCCUACUGUGCACUGACCGAUGCUCACAGCACCGCCAUGGCUGAACACAGCUUAAACAGACAGCCCAGGUCAACCCGGACUGAUUCAGUCCAGAGAUCAAGAAAAAACAGGACAUCUGAGUUUACAAAAGCAAUAGGCAGUCAAUUCAACAUCUAA